AUGUCCCGUCGCCGCCUCGCCGACAUCUGGGGGCGCGUGGUGCGGCCUCGGGAGCUCUACGCACCUGCUACGAGGGGUGUUGUGCGCCGGCGGUACCACAGAGCUGCCGGUUCCAAUAGCGAGCAGCCCAGAGUGCCAAAAGUAAGACGUAAGACGCCUGGGAAAUACGCACAAGAGCUGUCCAGAGGGGAGGGUGUCGACACACAGACGAGCGAUUACCGCUCCCGCCACGCCAAGACACAGCGAUGUGGCCCCGGAUGCUCGCCAAACCCAACGCUAUCCACAAAGCAGUGUACCAGCUCGACGACGCUGCCAGUCCAACGAGUGGGACGUAUGACGAAUGAGGGCAAGAGACGCAGGGUGGCACGGUGGAACGAGGGCCAUGUUGACGCGCAUAUUGUCUUGCCGUGGCCGUGCUGGCUGCCCAAGGCCAAAUGGGGUAUAGGCCUUCGACUGAUGUCGACUCUCUUCGAAUGA
Molecule: messenger RNA, 477 nt
Organism: Dothidotthia symphoricarpi CBS 119687
Lineage: Eukaryota; Fungi; Ascomycota; Dothideomycetes; Pleosporales; Dothidotthiaceae
Exons: 2
Coding region: 1-477 (158 amino acids)
Source: RefSeq, a predicted model, not a curated record